AUGAAGUGGCAGACGUUGCUCCAACCCAACCAUCCCAGCUGUCAGCCAGUCAUCUCAGACGACUCAAAACUGUGUUUCCUCGCUGGACUACCGCUCUCCAUCCACGUCUAUUCCACUCAAUCAAACCUGCUAAUCUCAAGCCUCAGCAUACCCGAUCCUUCCCAAAAAUCUAAACUGAUCAAGAUUCUCCGACACCCUAUCUCACCCCAACGACUUCUCAUCCUAGUAUCAUCUUCGGGCCAGAUUUACCUCUACGAUUUCAUCGAGAACGCCAUUAAAGCCACCUAUCAAACUAGCCUUUCAAUCACCCAUGCCGUCAUCCGAAACUCGCUCCGGCCUUCCUGUCCAUCGUCCACCGAUCAAUCAACUACCACAUCAUUAACCCUGCUGCUGGUCACUAGAAAGGCACCCCAAGAGCCCAAAAAUCCCAAGUCUAAACGUCCGCCUCCAGGCACGAGAAGCAAGAAUCGUGAACAGGCAGUCCUCUAUGCUGUCAAGCUCCCCGAUCCAUCAUCUCCCGAUCCAACGAACCAACAGAUCCAGAAGAUUCAUCUCCUCAAAAUCAAUCCUAUCUCUGCUUUCUCUUCAAGCCCUUGUGGAAAUUGGCUGGGUCUUGUUACUGGCCUGAACAUAUGGAUCAUCAGGUUAAAGCCGAUCGAUUUGUUUGACAAAGUCAAAGAUCAAGAACUAUCCAAGAAAGUGAAAUUCGAAACGCUUCAUUUGUCAGCCCCCGAGCCGAUCACUUGCAUUGCCUUCCCAACCAAAACCCAUGCCGACCACUUCGAUUCCUCGCAACCUCCAUCGAUCGACGUGUCCUGUGUGCCGUGCGAUUUCUUUGCAACGGGUUCGAGUUCAGGAAAGAUCGCACUGUGGCAUGCCUUAUCCGAAGCCCAAUGGAAGACUCUUGCCGAAUUAGCUACUCAGAAGCCAGGUGUCGCUCUUCCCUGUCCUACAUCGCUCUCCCACUGGCAUUCUCACGCUGUGGCUGAUCUCACGUUUACUCGCAAUGGAUCCCACCUACUGAGUGGAGGAGAAGAGGCCGUGCUCGUCCUAUGGAGACUGGAAGACUUCAGCGGGAUCGGAUUGGAUUCAAAGACCUUCUUGCCCCGAUUAGGCACACCCAUCUCGAGUAUCUCUCUAAUCGAGAAAGUGGACGUCAACGAGCCCGGGGCAUUGGUCACUGGUCUAGAUGGAACCCUGAUGAUCGUCAACAUUGCAACCAUGAGUCUCUCGAAAACUUUGAAACUACCCAAGAUGUAUCAAUUGCCCAGCGUUUACAAACAAGCCACCCAACAAGCUAUUAUAUCACCUAUUUGCUCGCCAGAAUCCUCUCAAGGUCACAACAAGCCAUAUGGUAACGUGCUCGUCCAGUCCUCUUAUCCAUGUGGGCUACAGGUCUUGGAUGGUUGCUCGGGAAGGGUGUUGAGUGAGAUCUUUGUGAGACCGAAGAAUACCGUCAGUCGACGAAGCGACCGGCCCAUCGUUGAGCCCAAGCUACUGUUUGCCGAGUUGGGUGGGAUCAAGGAUCAGUACUUGGCUACCAUCGAUAGCUGGGUCGAUGAAGAGCGUGGAUUUUCGCUUGAAAUCACUCUGAAGCUUUGGCAAAGAGUUCAAGAGCGGAAUUCGGAUGGAUUCCAUGUGAUAGCACGAGUAGACAAUCCACACGAUGACUCUCAAAUCACUUCGCUAAAACUAUCGACGGACCGGGUCCCGAAAAUAAUCACGACUUCGCUCGAUGGGACGAUCAAGAUAUGGACCUCUUCCUCAAUCAGUCCGCAUCUGAUAACCGUUCCAACCGCGGUCACGCCUAUGACGACUUCGCUACCCAAAAGUACAAAAAUUCACUCAUCAUUUGGAAAAGAAUUCGAAAACCUGAAAUCGAUCAAACUGAAGCUCAAAAAUUAUGGCGUUUCCAAGACGGUGAUCGCCAAGGAUAACUCGAUCUUUGUCGUAUUACAUAAUAGCUCCGGGCGGAACAUCAUAUCGAUUUGGGACUUGAAACACUUCACGUUUUUGAAGAGCUUUAAUCUGAACUCUUUCGGUUCUCUUAGUCAUCGUCUACCGCAGAAGUUCUUCAUCAAAGAUCUGGAAUUCAUGGGCGAUAAACAUCAGUUCAUCUUUUUGCUCGGUAACUUUGGUUGUGGGUUAUUGGAUUUAUUAACCGGCUCUGAAAUCGGAUUUUGGUCUUGUGCGCCUCAGUUUAUGCACAAAGAAAGAUCAAAUGUUAACAGGUUGGCGAUCAUUGAUGUCGUCUCGAAGAAGACGAUUCUGAACAAUAAAAUCAAUCACGCGCCUUAUUCGGGUCGAUUCAUCGCCACCAAAGCCGCAGCAGAGCAGAAGGAAUCGUUGAGGAAAGAUGAAAUCUUGGACGGCUUGGUUUUGAUCACUGCUAGCUCAGGCCUGAUCCGGGGAGGAGAGGCGGUUGAUGAUCACGCUUCUUCGAGUAUGGAUCAGGCGCUACGGAUCGAGCAAGAGCUUGGGAUCUCGACCCAAUUGCCUUUCCAAGACCUUUUCCAGACCAAGAUAGAUCUUCACCGAUCUCUCCUGGAACCUAUCGAGCCCAAUCGCGGCCAGACCAACGACCGCGAACUGGACUUCGAGUUCAAUCGAUUAAUCGACAUCUCGCCCCACCUCGUCCCGCCCAGUCGACUACUCUGGUCCUCCCUCAUUCGUCCAUAUAAGCGACCCACCGAUACCUUAAAUCAACCCGCUCAAUCUAAUGGGGUGCUUGUUUGA
Molecule: messenger RNA, 2736 nt
Organism: Puccinia triticina
Lineage: Eukaryota; Fungi; Basidiomycota; Pucciniomycetes; Pucciniales; Pucciniaceae
Exons: 5
Coding region: 1-2736 (911 amino acids)
Biological process (GO): positive regulation of transcription by RNA polymerase I; positive regulation of rRNA processing
Cellular component (GO): nucleolus
Molecular function (GO): RNA binding; protein binding
Source: RefSeq, a predicted model, not a curated record